Molecule: messenger RNA, 369 nt
Organism: Microtus oregoni (creeping vole)
Lineage: Eukaryota; Metazoa; Chordata; Mammalia; Rodentia; Cricetidae
Gene: Lelp1
Product: late cornified envelope like proline rich 1
Exons: 2
Coding region: 1-369 (122 amino acids)
Source: RefSeq, a predicted model, not a curated record
AUGUCGAGUGAUGAUAAGAACAAGUCCAGUGACCCCAAGAAUGAGCCCAAGUACUGUGACCCCAGAUGUGAACAAAAGUGUGAGGCCAAAUGCCAGCCCAGUUGUCUAAGGAAGCUGCUGCAGCGCUACUCUGACAAGUGUUCACUGAAGUGUCCACCACCACCGAAGUGCCCCCCCUGUCCCCCGUGUCCGCCAUGCCCCCUGCAAUGUCCACCACAAUGCCCCACCAUGCUGUUCAGUUUCCCGGAGCUUAUCCAAAAAUCACAGAAAUGCAUGGAGCAUGAACUAGGUCAUCUCAUGCAUCACGUUUUAGGAAACUUCUGGAAAUCUCCAGCAGAUCCUCUCCCCUCAUCUCUCAUCUAUGCCUAA